Molecule: messenger RNA, 719 nt
Organism: Purpureocillium takamizusanense
Lineage: Eukaryota; Fungi; Ascomycota; Sordariomycetes; Hypocreales; Ophiocordycipitaceae
Exons: 1
Coding region: 160-576 (138 amino acids)
Source: RefSeq, a predicted model, not a curated record
GCGGCGGUGGAGGCAGCAGCGGCGGCGAAAGUAGGAGCGAUCCCGACAACUUGAGAAUGUAGCUGCGUCGAGCUGCAACUUUUUUUGCUCCCAAAUCAUGGCUAUCCGUCCUCGUCGCGCGUGACGGUGAAGACAAGAGAGAGGGAGCCAGACGAUAUUAUGGACGGCACCGGCCCGCAGUGGUCCGCGUGGAGCUCUGCCGUCAGGUCAAAUGCAGAUGCAGAUGCAGGCGCAAAUGCAAAUGCAGGUCGCGGACGAAAGGGAUGGAUGGCUCCUUGCCUUGCUUGCUUGCAAGGACUGCAAUCCACCACAAUCGAUCAAGAAUCCAGCCUGCUCGUUGGGCCAGAAGCCGACAAUCCCAGCCUGGGACUUUCUUCCAUCGUAGAGAGGCUGUCUGGCUGGGGUUCCUCCGCACUUGUAACGGCCGGCUUUGGCAUUACUAGCGGAAGAGUGACACGGGGUGUUUCAGAUGUUUUGGCGGCGUCUCGGGGAGCCGACUCGGACAGAGCGGUUCGUUUGCCCUGUUAUAUAUCCGAAAAUCAGAUGAACCGUCACCAAGGUACUGUACCUUUUUGAUGGGGUUCCGGUAAGCCUGGCUGUUUGUUGGAGACAUCCAGCGCCUCAUUGGUAUUUCGCAGCUACUAACAGCAUGGGACACCGGCGACGGUCGGCCUGUCGGUCUGUGGUCUCGAGGACAGUUCGGCAGUGAACGGGGCGGC